AUGUCGUCGUCCGUGGCCGCCAAUGGCACAGCGUCCUCGACGGACGUGCAAAAAAUGAUACAGGCCAUCGAUGCCUUGCAGCAAGUCCACCUACCUGCUGUACGCCGAGCGAUGGAUGCUUUGUUCGAGCGCAUAACGAUCGGCUUAGCUGGGGAAGCGGAUGGCCAAGCUGUUGAAGAUGCUCUUGAUGUAGCGCAGACACAGAUUCAGGCCCUAUCUGAGCAUCUUCAAGCCCAUGGUCUGGCGGGUCUCACAACCAACGAGCCUGGCUCUGAUACCCAGCGCGAUCUUCGCGCUACCACACGCGCUUUGUUUGACCAGCGAACACGACUGAGCGACGCAACAGCGCUUGUGGCAAGUAUUCUAUCAAAAACUUAA
Molecule: messenger RNA, 378 nt
Organism: Malassezia pachydermatis
Lineage: Eukaryota; Fungi; Basidiomycota; Malasseziomycetes; Malasseziales; Malasseziaceae
Exons: 2
Coding region: 1-378 (125 amino acids)
Source: RefSeq, a predicted model, not a curated record